Messenger RNA from Lutra lutra (Eurasian river otter), 1514 nucleotides. It is a transcript of the gene NR1I3, whose product is annotated as nuclear receptor subfamily 1 group I member 3. Bases 342 to 1388 code for a protein of 348 amino acids. Gene Ontology annotation, biological process: negative regulation of transcription by RNA polymerase II; cell differentiation; positive regulation of transcription by RNA polymerase II. NCBI's taxonomy places the organism in Eukaryota, Metazoa, Chordata, Mammalia, Carnivora, Mustelidae. The record is from RefSeq and is a predicted model, not a curated record. Gene Ontology annotation, molecular function: zinc ion binding; RNA polymerase II cis-regulatory region sequence-specific DNA binding; nuclear receptor activity. The transcript is spliced from 8 exons.
GACCAGCUGCAGUCCACACAUAGCAGAAGUUCCUUGUUUACCAGGUACGGAGGGUCAUAAUCUCUGACUGCAAAUGCUGGCACCUCCAGAGACCAAGGGAAAAAGCAGGGGCAGAGUGGCAGUCUGGGAAGAAGCAGCCCACACCAGAUCCUCUGGCCUGCGGGUGACAGGCCUAGGAAUAGCAGGUAGGGGAUCUGUUGGGGGCCAGAGACUAAAAGCAAUAAGGUGUAGAUAAUGCAGAGGGUUAGGAAGAGGUCCCCCAGAAGGGGGAGAAGAGCGUCCCAGGUGCUAACCCUUCCCACAUCCAGGGGUCUGCAACAGCCAUCACAACAUCUGAAACCAUGGCCAGUGGAGAGGAUGGGCCGAGGAGCUGUGUGGUGUGCGGGGACCGAGCCACAGGCUAUCAUUUCCACGCCCUGACCUGUGAGGGCUGCAAGGGCUUCUUCAGACGAACAGUCAACAAAAGCAUUGGUCUCACCUGCCCCUUUGCUGGAAGAUGUAAGGUUAACAAGGCCCAGAGACGCCACUGCCCAGCCUGCCGGUUGCAGAAAUGCCUAGACGCUGGCAUGAAGAAGGAAAUGAUCCUGUCAGCAGAAGCCCUGGCAGCGCGGCGGGCGAAGCAGGCCCAGCGGCGGGCCCGGCAAGUCCCUGCGCAGCUGAGCAAGGAGCAGGAGGAGCUGGUGCGGACACUCCUGGGGGCACACAGCCGCCAUGUGGGCACCAUGUUCAACCAGUUCGUGCAGUUCAGGCCUCCUGCUCAUCUGUUCAUCCAUCACCAGCACCUGCCCGUCCCAGUCCCCAAACUGCCCCUGCUCACGCACUUUGCGGAGGUCAACACCUUCAUGGUACAGCAAGUCAUCAAGUUCACCAAGGACGUGCCUCUCUUCCGGUCCCUGCCCAUGGAGGACCAGAUCUCCCUGCUCAAGGGAGCAGCGGUUGAAAUCUGUCAUGUCGCACUCAAUACCACUUUCUGUCUCCAAACACAAAACUUCCUCUGCGGGCCGCUCUGCUACACGCUGGAAGACGGCGUCCAUGCGGGGUUCCAGGAAGACUUUUUAGAGUUGCUCUUUCGCUUUCAUGCAACACUGAGACGACUCCAGCUCCAGGAGCCCGAGUAUGUGCUCAUGGCUGCCAUGGCCCUCUUCUCUCCCGACAGGCCUGGGGUUACCCGGAGGGAGGAGAUCGAUCGUCUGCAAGAGGUGACGGCACUGACCCUGCAGAGCUACAUCAAAGGGCAGCCGCCAAGGCCUGGGGAUCGGUUUCUGUACGCGAAGCUGCUGGGCCUGUUGGCUGAGCUCCGCAGCAUUAACAACGCAUAUGGGUACCAAAUCCAGCACAUCCAGGGCCUGUCCGCCAUGAUGCCGCUGCUCCAGGAGAUCUGCAGCUGAGGACCCCACUUGCCUCCUUCCACAGCCCAUCUGGACACGUUGGACUGGAAAGGGGAAAAUGCUGGGGCCAGAGGUUGGGACCAGUAGGGAGGGAGCCCAGUGGUUGCAAUGAAAGACUAAAGCAGU